ACUUCAAUCAUUCAAUCAUCGGAAUGUACAAUUCAAUGUUUACAUUUCAGUUUUUAAAUUUUAUGUUGUAGUUUUAAAUUAUUCCGGUUUGUUAAGUAAUAGUGUUAUUGUUUCCAGUCCAAAGCUUUUAUUUCUGGCCUGUGGUCCAAAGUCUAAUAUAGAAUACAGUCACAGUGAAUGUUGUUAACAAAAAUUAUAAAAGUUAACUUUUAUUACGAAGCAUCACAAAACCUUUACAAUGUCAAACGUCUUCCGUCGUACAGUGUAUCUAGUCGUAAAUAAAACUAAAACAUCUUUGCCAUUAUCUCGUCAAAAUAGCACUGAAGCUAACAUUUUAAAGUCUGUGUUUAAAGAGGUUGAGGGUCCAAACCAUAUUACCGUCAAUGACUUUGCAUGGCAGAACUUGGAUAGAUGGCCUGAUAAAACAUUAACUGUCUGUGCUGCAACCGGCCAUGGCUAUACCUAUGCCCAAACCCACAGGAUGUCCGUGUCUUUCGCGGCAUCGCUUCGUUUAAAACUCAAGCUGCGCAAUGAUGAUAAAGUAGCUAUUAUAUUACCGAAUGUGCCAGAAUAUCCUUGUAUAGCACUGGGUGUUCUAGAAGCUGGCUGUAUUGCUAGCAUGAUGAAUCCCACAUAUACAGCAUAUGAACUUAAACGUCAGCUAGAACUAAUUGAAUGUAAAGCAAUAGUAGCAUCAAAGCUUUCGUAUCCAAAUAUAGUGCAAGCCCUUCAAGAGCUGAAAUCGAAUAUACCAGUAAUACUCAUCGACAACGACUCUCUACCCGAUGGGACAAUAAAGUUUGCGGAAUUCGCCGAGGAUUUGGGCGUAGAUAUUGAUUGCUUGAAGGAAGUGAAGAGAGAGACAAACGAUGUAGCGAUCUUGCCUUUCUCCAGCGGAACAACUGGUUUUCCUAAAGGCGUGGUUUUGACACAUAAAAGCGUCAAUGCUAUGAACAAAAUGAUCUUCGAUCCAAAAAUUUUGGGCGUCGAAGAAGCUUCUGCCACGCACCAGUCAGUGUUGCCAGCAGUUUUGCCGUUCUUUCACAUAUUCGGUUUCAAUUUGCUCAUGAUCAACCUCAUGGGGCGGGGUGCUAAAAUGGUAACACUACCUGUUUUCAAGCCGGACUUAUUUCUAGAAGCAAUAGUGAAAUACAGAACCAACCAUCUUUACAUAGUUCCACCUAUGGCGGUAUUCUUGGGCAAGCAUCCAGCCGUAACACCGCGUCACUUCGAAAGUAUCGAAGGCAUCGUUUGCGGGGCCGCACCCGUCUCUGAAGCUGACGCUGCCGCCAUUCUGGAAAAAAAAAAAGAGCUUAUCUUCCGUCAAGGAUACGGUCUGACGGAGACCAACGGAGGAAUAUCCGUGGGCCACAACAAAGAUACUAACCACGCUGCCGUUGGACAUAACUUCUACGGCUCAGAGCUGAAGAUUGCUGAUUUAAAGACACAAGAAGCACUAGGAGCUGGAAAGGAAGGUGAAAUAUGGUACAGAGGUCCAAAUCUCAUGACAGGCUAUUAUAAGAACGAAGAAGCGACAAAAGAAGUUCUGACAGAAGACGGAUGGUACAAGACUGGCGAUAUCGGCAAAUAUGACCAAAAUGGAUAUCUCUACGUUACUGAUAGGCUGAAAGAGUUGAUCAAGGUAAAAGGAUUCCAAGUUCCACCGGCAGAACUUGAAAUGAUUCUCCGAACACAUCCAAAAAUCCUCGACUGCGCAGUAUUGGGAAUCCCCGACCCUAUAAGCGGGGAAGUCCCUAAAGCUUUCAUUGUGACCCAAGCGGGACAGAGUGCUAAAAGUGAGGAAAUACUGGAGUACGUUAAUAAUAAAGUGGUAGCAUUUAAGAGGAUAAAAGAUGUUCAGUUUGUGGAUGCCAUCCCUAAGAAUCCCGCCGGUAAGAUAUUGAGAAAGGAUUUGAAGUCUAAAUACUGUUAGCAUUAAGGGACAGAUGUUUUUUUAAUAAUUAAUAAUAAGAUCAACAUGGACAGACGACAUAAUAAUCGCUUCACAUUAUUCUAGUCGCUUGAUCCAGUAAGUUUAUUAAAGCGUUCCCCAAAUAGGUCGCGAUUGCAGUCAGACUUUACAGUUUAGUCAGACGCGCAAAAGUUUUAGUUUUUUUUUUUACCUGGCCUAUAAUGUCACAUUUAAUAACUUUUUACUAAAGUAUUUUAAAAUAUUAUGACAACAUAAAUAUAUUUAAAAGUACUGAAAAUAUAAAAACAGGUCUUAACAUAGAAGAUAGUGUUUCUAUACUCUUUGAUAGGAUACAAUAUAUAUCGGUAUUUAACUAAACUCUGCUAUUGGAUAAAUGAUGCAGACCAACUUUAUUGUCUACCUGCUUUGUGAUUCACCUCCGAUAUAAUAUAGUAUUCGAGGAAUUCCAACUCACUUGACAGAACAGGGCCUCUUACUUAACUUAGGAGUUUAACUAUUGUGUCAAAUUAUAAUGUUUGAUUCUUGACAUAAAAUGGCAUAUUUAAUAAGGAUGAUACGAAAUGUAACUUACACUAAGUAGUCUCCUAUGUUUACUCCGGAUCAUGACAAUAUAUAGUGUAACACUACAUAAAACCGCGACCGCUUCUGUUUUGGGUAAGCUUUAUGGGCCGAACUGGACGGCAACUUUUUGUGUGACAAAAUACAAUUAAAACAAAAAUGGGCAUUACGUUAAUCUGACAAUUUGUAAUAGACGGACGACGCGACGGUAACAGCCCAAGCCUACCCAUCGCUUGAAACAGUAUUAUUUUAAGAAUGUUUCCUGUUUAAGAAUAAUUAUAACAUCUCCUUUUUUUGGACGUCAAAGUAAAAUAAACUGUAAUUUUAAAAUAAUACUAUUUUAAGCAGUAACAGCGUGCUCUGUGUGUAGAGCUUUCAAAGAUGUCCGAUAGGGGCGCUUAUAAUUUUAUUAAUAUGAAGUGACAGAUAAUUUGACAUAUUUUUAUCGUGCAUUUUGUCAAUAUAUAACGCUCUAAAGCUAAAUAAGUUUUGAUUUUGACGUAAAAAAUAUAUAUCUUUAUUUAUUAGA
Molecule: messenger RNA, 3020 nt
Organism: Pararge aegeria (speckled wood butterfly)
Lineage: Eukaryota; Metazoa; Arthropoda; Insecta; Lepidoptera; Nymphalidae
Product: 4-coumarate--CoA ligase 3-like
Exons: 10
Coding region: 239-1933 (564 amino acids)
Biological process (GO): long-chain fatty acid metabolic process; fatty-acyl-CoA biosynthetic process
Cellular component (GO): mitochondrion
Molecular function (GO): long-chain fatty acid-CoA ligase activity
Source: RefSeq, a predicted model, not a curated record